Molecule: messenger RNA, 5401 nt
Organism: Silurus meridionalis
Lineage: Eukaryota; Metazoa; Chordata; Actinopteri; Siluriformes; Siluridae
Gene: cntnap3
Product: contactin associated protein family member 3
Exons: 24
Coding region: 121-3996 (1291 amino acids)
Biological process (GO): regulation of catalytic activity
Molecular function (GO): calcium ion binding; enzyme regulator activity
Source: RefSeq, a predicted model, not a curated record
UCAGUAGCGGCGUGGAGAGAGUCGCGCGCUGCUCAUUCCUCUUGUGGAGGAGCGCGUGAGUGCUGCAGAACGCUGGAAAGAAACAGAGCCGUAGAGCGCGCGCGCGAGAGCAGCUCCAGCAUGGAUUUACCUUUCGUAUUUCUCACCAAACUCUUUCUGAUGCUCGGCUGUGUCCGGCUGUCCUGCUGCAAAGAUGGCUGUGACAGUCCUCUGGUGUCCAAUCUCCCACAAGCAGCCUUCAAGAGUUCAUCUCAGCUAUCCAACAGCCAUGGACCUGGCUACGCCAAACUUAACAGAAGAGAUGGAGCAGGUGGAUGGUCACCGAUGAAUUCCAAUAGAAAUCAGUGGUUGGAAAUCAAUUUUGUGGAAAGGACUGAGGUGACAGCCAUUGCUACCCAGGGCAGAUAUGGCAGUUCAGACUGGGUGACCCAAUACCUCCUCAUGUUCAGUGACACAGGACAUAACUGGAGGCAGUACCGGCAGGAGGACAGUAUUGGGGCAUUCUCUGGGAACACAAAUGCAGACAGCGUAGUGUCCUACAAGCUCCAGCAGCCGGUGUUCGCCCGGUACCUCCGUGUCCUGCCUCUGGAUUGGAAUCCCAAUGGAAGGAUUGGGUUACGGUUAGAGGCGUACGGCUGCCGAUACAAAUCGGACGUAGCCAGCUUUGAUGGAGCUAGCUUCUUGCUCUUUAAGCCUAACACCAUCACCAGUCCUUAUCCCAGAGAACUGCUAACCAUGAACUUCAAAACACUUCACAACUCUGGAGUCCUGAUGCACAUGGACAGCAGUCACGGUCACACCCUCACGCUGGAGGUUCUCCGAGGAAAACUCUUCAUCCAUCUCAGGAAAGGUAAUUUUCACACUGCGGCAUCACUAGGCAGCCUCCUGGAUGACCAACACUGGCAUCAUGUUAGCAUUGAGCGCCUCCGAGGACAUGUCAACUUCACUGUGGACAAAAGCGACGUGCAGCCUCUCCAGUUCCCCGAACACCAGAGUCACUUUGAGAUUAACGAGAUCAGCUUUGGUGGCAUUUCAGCAGAUGGGACUCAGGGAGAGAACUCUGAGAGGAAGUUCCACGGCUGUUUGGAGAAUGUGCAGUACAACGGCAUCAAUGUGAUCGACCUGGCUAAAAGGAACCAACUCACUGCUGUGGGAAACAUCACAUUCUCCUGUUUGGAGGCCGUGGACAUGCCGGUGACGUUCACCACCCCCGAAAGUUUCCUUCAGCUCCCAUGGACAUCAACACGUGACACUGUGUCAGUCGGAUUACAGUUCCGGACCUGGAACAGGGCAGGCCUGCUGAUGACCUUUGACCUUCAGCAGCAAGCGGGAAUGCUAUCGGUUUACUUGAGCGAGGCGAGGGCAAGGGCACAGGUCCGCAGGAUGGGCAGGAUCAUGGCUGACAUCACGGCAGGGUCUGCGCUAAAUGAUGGCCAGUGGCACUCCGUGGACCUGAGCAUCCGUCGAGGUCGUCUAAUCUUGGCAGUGGACAAAUUGGACAUGUCCACUGUCACAAUAUCCUUCCCCAUUGUGCCUGGCAACCAGAUCUUUCUAGGAGGAUGCCCAAUUACGGAGGACGAAUGCAAGAAGUCCUCAGACGCUUUCCAAGGAUGCAUGCGCCUCAUCCAGUUGGAUGAGGGAGCACCAGUGGAUCUGAUCAAGGUGCAGCAGACACUAAUCGGAAACUUUAGCGACCUCCAGGUGGACAUGUGCGGGAUCAUCGACAGGUGUUCUCCGAGUCACUGCGAACAUGGCGGGAGGUGCACGCAGUCAUGGAGCACUUUCCACUGCGACUGCUCCAGCACGGGAUAUAAAGGGGCUACAUGCCAUAGCUCUGUCUAUGAGGCAUCAUGUGAAGCAUACAAGCACAGAGGGAACACAUCAGGCCUGUACCACGUAGACAUAGAUGGAAGCGGACCGAUCAAGCCGCAGCUCAUCUACUGCAACAUGUCAGAUAAAGCAUGGAUGGUGAUCCAACACAAUAACACUGAGCUCACCAAAUUACGCCCGUCCUCAGGGAGCACUCAGCAUUCAGCUUCCUUUAACUAUUCCGCCGAUGCCGAGCAGCUCGCGGCCAUAAUUACCCGAGCAGAGCACUGCGAGCAGGAACUAUCUUACCACUGCAAAAAGUCACGCCUCCUGAACACACCAGAUGGCACGCCAUUUACCUGGUGGGUGGGCCGGUCAGGAGAUGCCCACACAUACUGGGCAGGGUCACCAGCGGGCACUCAGCAGUGCGCCUGCGCCGUCCAGAACAGCUGCAUGGAUUCCAAGCACCUGUGCAACUGCGACAGCGACCUCGACGACUGGCUAAACGAUUCUGGCGUCCUCUCUCACAAAGAGCAUUUGCCAAUCAGGAUGUUAGCAGUGGGGGAUAUUAGCAGGCCAGGGUCCGAGGCUGCGUAUCAAGUAGGUCCACUCCAGUGCUACGGUGACAAUGAUUUCUGGAACGCAGCCCACUUUGAUAAGGAGAACUCCCACCUCCAUUUCCCAACAUUCCAUGCUGAGCUUAGUGCUGACAUUUCCUUCUUUUUCAAGACCUCAUCUUCCAGCGGCGUGUUCCUUGAGAACCUGGGAAUUAAAGACUUCAUCCGUGUUGAACUGAGAUCACCUACUGAAGUCAUUUUCUCAUUUGACGUGGGGAACGGGCCACUCGAGGUACGUGUGAAGACUCCUGUUCAUCUGAACGAUGAGCGCUGGCACCACGUUGUGGCCGAGCGGAACAUCAAGGAAGCAUCACUGAGUGUGGACCAUCACCCUGGGUCAGUGCAGAAAGCCCCCACCGAGGGGCAUAUCCACCUCCAGCUCAAUAGCCAGCUCUUUGUGGGUGGAACUGCAUCGAGGCAGAAGGGCUUUCUGGGCUGCAUCCGGUCACUGAAGCUGAACGGGAAAACGCUGAAUCUGGAGGAGCGAGCAAAGAUCACACCCGGUGUCCGUCCCGGAUGCCCAGGCCACUGCAGCAGCUAUGGGUACCUGUGUCAAAACCAGGGUCAGUGCCUAGACAAAGAUAACGGCUUCACCUGUGACUGUGGAGCCUCCUCAUACUCUGGCACUUUCUGUCACAAAGAGGUUUCCGCAUUUUUCCGACCCGCCACCUCUGUGACCUACACAUUUAAGGAACCAUAUGAGCUGAUCAGAAAUGGCAGUGCGAUGUCCUCCUCCAUGUACUCUGACCUGACACUGAAAGGGGAGAACGUAUCGCUGAGUUUUCGCACCAGCCAGGCGCCAGUUAUCCUCCUGUAUGCCAGCUCGUACUACAGAGAGUUCCUCGCCAUCUUUCUGAACAGGAACGGUCAACUGGAGGUGAAGUACAAACUGCAGAAUAACCGAGAUGCUGACGUCUUCAGAUCGAGUGCAAAGAGCCUGGCCAAUGGACAGCUGCACCGAGUGUCAAUACGAAGAGUCCUAGAAAACCUCAGUAUUCAGAUUGAUCAGAACGCAAGGGAAGACUUCAACCUAUCAUCAGAUGUUGACUUCAAUGCCAUCAAAGCCAUCAUCAUCGGGAGAGUGCCUGAGUAUGAUGAGUCGGAUACAGAGAUAAGUCAUCUAACUUCUCAGGGCUUUACCGGCUGCCUGUCAGUGGUCCAGUUCAACUCCAUCUCUCCUCUGAAAGCAGCGCUGCUUUAUCCACAUACCAGUCCUGUUGCUGUCACAGGGACACUGACUGAGUCCAACUGCGGCUCGUCCUCGUCAUCCAGUCCCUAUGCGGCCGAAACCACCCACUCCCUGUCGGAUCAUGUGGGUACUGUAGGAGAGCCUGUAGUCAAUGCAAUCAGCGGUGACUCGGCUUUGAUUGGAGGCGUCAUUGCUGUCGUGAUAUUUGUGAUCCUGGCCUGCCUGGCCAUAAUGGCACGCUUCUUCUACAGGCGGAAAGAUACGUUUCAGACCCAGGAGUCGAAGGAAGUAAAAGAGGAAGAUGGUCCUGAAACAGUGUUGAAUGCUGACCACGGCAAACACAGUGUGAUCAAUGAAAGCCAAAAAGAGUAUUUCAUAUGAUGUUUACUUUUCUGUGAUGGUCAGACUUUCAGACUAAUCCAGGAUAGCGCAGGACACAAACAUCUCGUCCCGAGCUUUGACCUGAGAUGUUGGACGCUGUUAAAAAGAUGUUGAGAAGCAAAACACCCGGUGAAAACACUCGAAAACAGUUACACCCAUAUGUUUUUUGUACAUAGGCUGGAAAGUUCCAACAUUUGCCACAAAAUAAAUGUUUCUAAUAUGUGUGCAAUGAUCAUCGAUUGUAAAUAUUAUUUUGAAAUGUACACAUGGGGGAAAAAAAACAAUCUCUUUGUAACUGUUGCCUUUUAUGCAGGAUUUUAUUGAAAUGCCCUAUCCCACACCUACACUAGUACAAAACACAUACAGGGAAGUCCAAAAGACUGAGACGUUUGUAUCUUUAUGUAAUAUGCCAAAAAUAAUUUAAAAAAUUUAGAAUUCUUAGAAGUAUUUUUAUUUAUUUUUUAUUUUUUUUUACAUUUUUGAAUGAAUAAUUCAUUUUUCUGAAUUUCAAAUCGGUGCAUCCAGCUUUCGCUCUUGCUUGAAUAUAAAUAGUGAUCUAGAAUCUUGAAUAUUGAAGCAUUUCCUUUUUUCAAUUUUGAUUAAGUUUUUUGGUUUGUUUAUUUCAAAAUUGGUUUGUUUCAAUGAAAUGAAAAAAAUAAUAAAUAGUCUCAGACUGUUGGAUGCCACUGUAUAACUUUGGUGAAAUAUAUGGUAUUUUGAGGGGCAGUAUUGAGUAUGUAAAUCUAUCUGUGUAGCUUAUAUAACAUAAAAAUAAUAUAAUAUAUUUGCGGCACACACUAAUGAACAUGGGAGUAAAUGUUCAUCACUCCCAAAAGUCAACUGCUUUUUUUGUUGUUGUUGAUGAUGAGAAUGAUGAUGAUGAAUCGUCUUUUGAAGAUCAAAACUAAAAGCGUAGCGUUUGAUGUUCUCUCGCGUGAUUGUUUCGGUUCUCAGGUUGUCGAGUGUUUUUGGGGGGUAUUUGUGCUCUGUGUGGACAACAGCGGGCCUUGCUUUCUUGUGCCCACUAUUAAUCUUCUGUUAGACUGAAAGCUCUCAGUGAGCAUCCGUAAGGUUCCCCGUUGUUUUCUGUGCAUUUCCAGGAUGAAAAUAAAAUGUGUUUUUUGGGGGAUUUAAUUGUGAGAGAGAGAAAGGGACAAAAAAAAGGGAAAUCUUUCUUCCUGUGCAUUGAAUCACUGCACACUGAAACACUGUAACUAUGACUACAUUUUUGGGAACGAGUGUAAGAAUAAAAGAAAAGAAAAUGUUUCCAAGCUAAAAGUGUUAAUCUGCAUUCUGGCUUUGGUAAAACUCAGUCACUUCACUCCCAAAUACUGUUUAAGUCUCAUUAUUUAUCAGAAAUAAAUACACUUUGUGUUAUGCACACAUUCCUGGAUUAAAAGAAAAA